GCCAGCAGAGGGAGCUAAUCAAUAGAUGAGUCCGUGAACCUCAUAGACCUGUCCCAGGAUCGCUGUUUGAUGAUGUCAUCAGAGGUGGACGGAAGAAAUCUGGCAUACAAUACAGAUUAGUCAUUUCCAUACAUUAUAAACAACCGUUCCUCGGUGUAAGGCGGCUGACACAGGGAGCUGCAAUGGCAGAGCUGGAGAUCGGAGAGUACUGUGAUGUGGAACAUUGUGGCCAGCUAGAUUUUCUUCCUUUUGUCUGUGAUGGCUGCUCAAAAGUAUUUUGCCUCGUACACAGAAGCAGAGACUCCCAUGGCUGUGUUGAGGUUCACGUGAGUACGGAUCAUGGAAAAUCAGAGGGGAGCACACAGUACCCAUGUACCUACACAGGCUGCGGUGACAAGGAGCUAGUGCAAGUUCUGUGCCCGUUCUGUGAAAAACACUUCUGUCUCAAGCAUCGCCAUCAGUCAGAUCACGAGUGUGAGAAGCUUGAAGCACCCAAGCAUCGAAUGUCUGCAACACAACAGUUGGUGAAGGAGAUUGUCGAUUCCAAAAAAUCUGCUCCUCCCAGCAAAGGGAGAAAGGGAGCGAAAAGCAGCGAGACUGCAGCAAAAGUUGCACUGAUGAAAUUGAAGCUCCAUGCGCUGGGAGAUAAAUCUUUACCACAGUUCGACAGAAUCUACUUCCAGGUCUUCCUGCCGAAGGGUGGAAAGGACAAAAGUAAACCCAUAUUCUUCUGCAAGAAGUGGAGUAUCGGUAAGGCAGUGGAUUAUGCAGCUUCAUUAGCAAGCCUGAAGAACGACAAUAACAAGGCAACAGCAAAGAAGCUAAGAGUGUGUCACCCAGAGACCGGACAGGCUCUGCCUUUGGACAGUACAGUGGAAACGUGGAUUUCAAGUCCGGAAAAUGCUUUGUACAACGGUGGAAAUGUUAUCUUGGAGUACCUGGAUAAUCACUGCACUGCUGUUGAAGAUACCAGUUCCUACUUAAACUAGUAUUAACUAACCAUGGAUCAACGCUCAUAAUUUGUACAUAAUUUAUAUAUACAAUAAAUGUUUUAUUUAAAUAUACAC
This is a messenger RNA of Rana temporaria (common frog), 1067 nucleotides long. RefSeq names its product zinc finger AN1-type containing 1 (gene ZFAND1). Gene Ontology annotation, cellular component: cytoplasmic stress granule; cytoplasm. Lineage: Eukaryota; Metazoa; Chordata; Amphibia; Anura; Ranidae. Gene Ontology annotation, molecular function: zinc ion binding. The record is from RefSeq and is a predicted model, not a curated record. The coding region runs from base 183 to 989 and encodes 268 amino acids. Gene Ontology annotation, biological process: cytoplasmic stress granule disassembly. The transcript is spliced from 8 exons.